Messenger RNA from Vitis vinifera (wine grape), 2662 nucleotides. RefSeq lists its product as uncharacterized. The transcript is spliced from 3 exons. NCBI's taxonomy places the organism in Eukaryota, Viridiplantae, Streptophyta, Magnoliopsida, Vitales, Vitaceae. The coding region runs from base 1554 to 2495 and encodes 313 amino acids. The record is from RefSeq and is a predicted model, not a curated record.
AAGACUCAAUUUAAUCCCUUUUUUCUAGUCACCCCUUGAGAUUGUUUUCAUUGAUUUUGUUUUCACUAAGUUUAGAGAAAGGAAAAUCACAGGCAGGCUCCCGAAUGAGCCUAAAAUGAGGGGGCUAGGGUGGAAGCAGAUCUCCAUAUGGGGGCUGUAAACAUUGGUGGCAGGCGAUUGCUGCAUCCCUAAAUUUAUAGAGUUAUGGUCACAGAAAUUGUGUAACCAACCACGUAUUUGAAUUAUAAUGUUGUUGAGGGAGAGUAUGGCUCAUGGUUAUAUAUCCCCUUUUCCAGUAAUUUCUUCUCAUUCACCUCUUUUUACCAGUCAAAAAGAGAGCGGAGAAUUGCACAUGCAGCAUCUUGGUUGAUAGAGGAUCAUCUGUUAGAUGCUAUCAAUCAUUUUUCUACUCUAACCCAAAUUGUUGCUUCUUCACAUGGCUUCAUCAAUGCUUGUGGAGCCAUCUUUCCAGAAGUUCGAAUAUAACGGCCAUAUGGUCUGAAACAUUUGACAAAAAUUGGAUUGCUUCUGCUUCUGCCUUGCUGUAGGUGAGAGAUUGGUACUGAGACUGUCAGAAGCUUCAAAUAUAACGGCUAUGAAGCUGUACGAAAGCCAUGUGGAACAUUUGCUUUAAAGAUGUUAGGUGAGAUACGCUUCACAUCUCUCUCCAAAACGAAGCAUAAAACCAGCUAAAAACUAGUUUAUGUCUCAUUGUCUUGGUGAUGUGAAGUAAUAUCAGUCAAUGGGGAUGGCCCAUGGCUCAGUUAAUAUGAAUGAUGCUUUUUCUGCCGAAGUUGAAUGGGUUCUGAUUUCUGAUAUGGUCCGUGAACAAACAGUAAACAAAAUAUGUAGAUUUUUAGCGGAGAGGAAUAUUUCAAAAAAUAUAUGCUGGUCUCAAAGUUGGAUGGCAUAUCCGCAUAAUCGAAGUUGUAGAUUGUUAAUGUUGUGGAGCUAGUUGCUUCUACCACCAGACUUCCAUUUAUUGACGCUUUCAAAAAAAUUAUUCACUUAUGAAUAAUACAAAAUUUUAAAUUGAAAAUCAAUCUAUUGUCAGAAUGCUUCUUUCAUACCCAUCUCUUAAUUCCAGUGAAAUUCUUGAUCAAAAGCUUAGACGAACUUCCAUUGAAUCAGUGGCAUGAGAGAGUCCUCCGUCAUGCCUGCUGAACUCCAUGGUUUAUUUGCCAGUCAAGGGCAUCCAUGGCACCACCCUCUUGAUCUUUUUUUUUUUUUUUUUAAUCCUAUGUAAUAUCCUAACUCCUUAAAUAUUACCUGUAUAAUAGUUCUGUAACAAAUGCGGAGAAAUGGCAAUGGAGGACAGAGCCUUCUAGACAGCCUUAAAUGAAUGUACCGUACUGGGUCAUGGAGAACAGAGUCUUCAAGCCUUUUCUUUCCACACCUCAUAAAUGGAGGCAGUUGAGAGUUAAAAGACAACACUCCUUAUUUACUUCUUAUGAAUCUUGUUUGUGCUCAUUCACAUUCUGAUCCACACCAGCUUUUCUCUCUUUUAGUGUUCUACUUUCUUGCUUGGUUUUCCCACUGCUCCCAGGCCUCUCAUGGAUUUGCCCCUCAACCUCCUAUUCACAGCUUUUCUCAUUCUUGCUGCAGCCAUUGAUGGGGCUCAUGCAGAUGCCAUGGUCACGGGCACCGUCUUCUGCGACCAAUGCAAGGAUGGACAGAGAUCCCUCUUCGAUUAUCCCCUCUAUGGAAUAAAGGUUACCAUGGCAUGUGCCAACAGUAAUGGACAAAUCACAAUGUGGAGGGAAGAGACUACAAAUUGGUUUGGAACCUAUGCAAUGAGGUUUGAUGGUGCCCCAGAUUUGACUGGUUGUUAUGCACAAAUUUCAGGCAGUGGACAGGGGUCAACAGGUUGUAGAGCAGCUGCUGGUCCUGCCCAGUCUGUUAGACUUAUGUUCAGGAUGUUUGAUAUGGAGAUGUAUGCAGUGGAUUCCUUGCUUUCUCAGCCUGCUCAGCCCAUGUCCUUUUGCUCAAGAUCCUCUACCCCAGUUCCUACUCCAGGAACUCCAUCUAGGCCUCCAUCAUUUCAGCUUCCGCCAGUUCCACGAAUGCCACCAAUGCCUCCAUUGCCUCCAUUGCCUCCAGCACCACCAGUGCCCUUCCUGGAAGCCUCAGCCUGUUCACACGAGAUAUGGACAGCUCCAGAGUACAAAUGCUACUGGAAGGUGGUGAACCCAGAUAUGAAAGUAGCAUCUGUGUUUGGACUGCUAGCAGCACAGAAGUAUGGGACAGACAUGACCCUGCGGGAAGGCCUGCAAGGGAGAGGAGACCCUUACAGGACCCUCCUCAGAGAGGCCAUAACUUCACUGCUCAACUCCUACAAUAGUCUUCUCUUCCCAUACCAUACCCUUGGUGUCAUCCAGCAUAUGAGUUUGGCCUUGAUGGGGUCCCAACAGAAUGUCCUCCUCACAGCUCUACGCUUCAAGAGGGCAAAUUCUGGCUCCGGCAACCUCACCUGCAAGUUCACUGCCUGCAAGUGAUUCAUCCAUUGCUAGACCUAUUUCAAUCCUCUCUCUAUAUUAUAUAUAUAUAUAUAUAUAUAUAUAUGUAUGCUAUUUCCUUAUUUCUACUUCUUGGGUAUACUAGUAUUUGUAUUGAAUUGACUGACGUCUCCAUAUUAUGAUCAAUUAUUAUAGUAUUUGUAGGA